This is a messenger RNA of Enhydra lutris kenyoni (northern sea otter), 3293 nucleotides long. It is a transcript of the gene NIBAN3, whose product is annotated as family with sequence similarity 129 member C. NCBI's taxonomy places the organism in Eukaryota, Metazoa, Chordata, Mammalia, Carnivora, Mustelidae. The record is from RefSeq and is a predicted model, not a curated record. Bases 161 to 2038 code for a protein of 625 amino acids. The transcript has 14 exons.
GCCAUGCUCUGGCUUCCCAGGGAGCUGGUCUCAGCGGCAUCCAAGCCCCUCACUGGCUGCCCUGCUCCCGGGGUACCCCUGAACCCAGAAACCUGGGGCUUGUGGGAGGGGAGGGAGUGUCUGCUUUGUUCCCGAGGGAGACCCUAGAAACGGCAGCAGGAUGGGUGGGCGGCCCUCGAGCCCCCUGGACAAGCGGCAGCAACAGCACUUGAGGGGCCAGGUGGACACCCUGCUGAGGAACUUCCUGCCCUGUUACCGGGAGCAGCUGGCAGCCUCUGUCCUGCGACAGAUCUCCCACGAGCUGGGGCCCAGGGAGCCAGCCGGAUGUCAGCUGAUGCGCAGUAAAAAGCUUCCCCAAGUCCGUGAGCACCGAGGGCCUCUGACCCAGCUUGAGGGCCAUCCGCCUCGGUGGCAGCCGAUCUUCUGUGUCCUGCGUGGGGACGGCCGCCUGGAGUGGUUCAGCCACAGGGAGGAAUAUGAAAAUGGGGGCCAUCCUCUGGGUUCCACGACCUUGACAGGGUAUACCGCCCUGACUUCCCAGCGUGAAUAUGUCCACCUGUUGGACACUCUCUGCCCAGUAUCCUCAGGAGAGCAUACACAGGAAGAGUCUGACCCCCUCCUGGAAAUGCCAGUGAACUUCCCCCUGUUCCUCCAGCACCCCUUCCGCCGGCAUCUGUGUUUCUCUGCAGCCACCGGAGAAGCACAGCGAGCCUGGAGGCUAGCCCUCCAGGGUGGCAUCCGGCUUCGUGGCACAGUCCUGCAGCGAAGUCAGGCCCCUGCCGCCCGUGCCUUCCUGGACGCCGUAAGACUCUAUCGGCAGCACCAAGGCCAUUUUGGCGACGACGACGUCACCCUGGGCUCGGACGCUGAGGUGCUGACCGGGGUGCUGAUGAGAGAGCUGCUGCCGGCGCUGCGAGCUCAGACCCUGCCCGGCCUGCGGGGGGCCAGGCGCAACCUUGCCUGUGCCUGGACGGAGCUCGUAGACGCAGUGCACGCCGCCGUCCUUGCCGAGGCCUCCGCCGGGCUCCGCGCCUUCCAGCCGGAAAAGGACGAGCUGCUCGCGGUCCUGGAGAAAACCAUCCGGCCCGACGUGGACCAGAUAUUGCGGCAGCGGGAGCGCUUGGCUGGGAGGCUGCGGGUCGAGGUCCAGCGCCCCCUGGAGGCGUGCCUGCACGGAAAGGUGGACACACAGCUGUCCCUGGUCACGCAGAAGCUGCUGAGCACCAUGGAAGCCGUUCUUUCAGCAGUGCAGAACCUCCUAGCUCAGGGCAUGGACCGCCUGUCUCGCCAUCUGCGUGGGAGCUCCUCUGGCACGCAGCUGCGCAAGGAGGUUUACUCAUUUGGGGAGAUGCCAUGGGACCCAGAGCUGAUGCAGACCUGCUACCGUGAGGCUGAGAGAAGCCAGGGGCGCCUGAGGCAGCUGGUGGUGCCAUUUGGCUUCUUUGGAACGCGGAGCCUGAUGUUUGGGGCCCAGGAUCUUGCCCAGCAGCUUAUGGCUGACGCCGUGGCCACCUUCCUACAACUGGCAGACCAGUGUCUGACCACGGCCCUGGACUGCACCCAGGCUGCCCAGCAGCUGGAGAAAGUCCGGGGGCGUGUGCUGAAGAAGUUCCAGUCAGACAGUGGCUCAGUGCAGAGGAAUUUUACCCGUGGGUGGCUGCUCUCCAUCUUCUUGCCCUUUGUGUUGCACCAGCUGGAGGGGAGCUGCACAGCGGAGCUGCUUGAGUUCGAAGGAGACGUCCUUGCUGUGGGUAGCCCAGCCCUGACCGUCAAGGGCAUCUAUAAAGACAUUGUCCAGGGGGUCCUGCUGCAGAGGAUCGAUGGAGAAUUGAAAAAGGCCCUUGGUGCCAGUGACAUGUCCUGCACUCCGGAUGGCUGCUCGGAGGCCCCAUGGGACCAGACAGGAGUAGGUGAGGACAUCACAAGCUCUUGGGUCAUGCCAGUGAAUUGUUGGGGAGUAGGGGGGCUUGGCAUGGGGUGGGAAGGAUGGUUGUUAGUGUGGAUUCCUGGGUGGAACAACAUAUACCUUAUCUCCUGACCCAGCCGGUUGGUCAAGCUCAUGGAGUUCUCAACACUGCAAGGGGAGACUGUGGUGAUGGGAGCCUUGGGGCCACUGCAAGCAAGGGCUGUACUAGGAGAUGGGUACAGGGAGCCAGGCUCAGGGCCAGGGCAGCCUGGCCUCCUGCUGCAGGAUCCUACAACAAACUCUUUGUUGGAGCAGUAAAUGCAUGUAGGGCUGUGGCUGAUGCUGCUGGCAGGGCAGGGAUCCUCAGUUCCAGUCGUGAGAUGGAAAUCCAUCAUGGGGACUUCCCUGAUAUGGGGCAGAAAACAGCUGGUCCACCUAGAAGCAGACCAGUGGGCAGGACAGCUGUAACCUGGUAGUUCAGAACCCAGGGCGGGUGCGGGAUUCUGGAACAGCUCACAGCUCAGUCCCCUUGAGUGUUGCUGUUGAACCCACCCAGCUGAGCGCCCCCAUACUAUUCACCCACAGAAAUUCUGAGAUAAUGUGUGUUGUUUUUAGCGGCUAACUUUGGGGUCAUUUGUUACGCAGCACUAGCUAACUGAUACUCUCAUACAUUGCUGAUCUGGCCUAGUUAUAGUGAUCAUAGUAGAUCACUGUAGACAAACUGAGGAGUAUACACAAGUGUGGGGAUAAAUGGAGAUUAAACUGUUUUAGAAAGACUUCUGGGGUCAGAAUAUUUGGGGAUUCAUGAGCGAGAAUGAAGGAUUGCAAACAGGCCCCUUAAUCCAUUUGACCAGAAUGUACCCAGUGAUGGCCAUUUUACUUCUAGUCUCCCAACUAACUGUUAGUGCUACAGGGAAUGACCUUGUACAUACUUUCCAGGAAUGUGCAGGUCUCUGUGGGUAAAUCUCCCAGUGUGAAAUCUCAGUUUUGAGCCUUUGUGUUUGGCAUUUUAACAGCAGUUUCCAGAGCACUCUCCACCCAGCUGGUCCCACCUGGUGCCCCUCACCCAUGUGCAGGUGGCCCAUUUCCCCAGCAGCACAGGCUACCAGCUGACUCAGGAUUUCUCAGAUCUUCUGAGUGAAUAAUGGUGUCUUGGCAUCAUUUUUACAAGCAUGUCUUGUUGGAGAUGAGAUUAAGCAUCUUUUUGUGUGUUUAAGAACUAUUUUAGCUUCUUUUCUGUGAAACUUUGUUCCUCUCAUUGGCCCACGAAUCUCCUGGGUGCUUGUCAUUUUCUGCUCAGUUUCUUUUACUAGGGCUUCCAUGUCCAGAGCAUUUACUUUGUGUCAGGCAUUUGAUAUGUUUUUGCCUCCUGAUGAUACUUUCUAUU